UGACAGUUCUCUUCCUUCUUUUUGCAGGAAGACCGAAUGUUGUUUUGUUUGUACGGUAUUAGUGUGUGCGGCGUUUAAAGUGGGUUGAGCGGAAUACACAGUUUUCUGCGACAGUCAUUGUUGCCUUUGCUGUCGCUACUCUCCUUCGCGAUUAUUACCCUCCAUCCAUGAAUUCUCGGCGACCCGAGAGCUUUGAUGGUUUAAGUUAUAGAGGUAGGGAGGAUGCUGGCUAUGGAUCGGGCUUCCCGCCAAGGUCAUUUAACACUUCAGGGGGUGCAGAACACCCCCAGUGGGUGACGACUCCUCUUGAUAUCCCGGGGAGCAGGAAUCUACACUGGGGAGAGCGAACUCCACAGUAUGGCGCGGUGACGCCCCCUGCUCCAGGGGCUAACAACGAGGAAGCGCCACUGGGCACCGCUUCAGCUGGAGAUCAGUUAAACAGAUUUGCUGGAUUUGGCAUCGGCUUGGCAAGUCUUUUUACAGAAAAUGUACUUGCUCAUCCAUGUAUCGUAUUUCGCCGUCAGUGCCAGGUUAAUUACCAUGCAAAGAAUUACCAUCUAUCUCCUUUCUCUGUCAUCGUUGUUAUGUACAAUGUGACCAAAGCACAGGGACCAAGAGCCCUCUGGAAAGGCAUGGGAAGUACAUUCAUUGUCCAGGGUAUCACUUUGGGAGCUGAAGGAAUCGUCAGCGAAUGCUCGCCAUUGCCUAGAGAACUCUCCCGGAAGUGGAAUCCCAAACAAAUUGCUGGACAUUUACUUUUGAAAGGAUUGACAUUUGUGGUCGCAAUGCCCUUCUAUUCUGCUAGCCUGGUUGAGACUGUGCAAAGUGAGAUCAUUCGUGAUAAUCCUGGAAUAUUGGAUUGCCUCAGAGAAGGAUUUGGAAGAGUUGUUGGAAUGGGUGUCCCACACAGCAAACGCCUGCUCCCCCUCUGGGGCCUGAUCUUUCCCACCAUUUCUCAUGGAGUGCUCCACUACAUUAUAAGUUCUGCAGUUCAGAAGCUUGUGCUGCUUGUAUUGCAGAAGAAGUCACCGUCACGCCCGAAUGCCGAGAGCAGCGAUUCGGUACAGAGUAUGCUCGACUCCUACUUUCCUGAACUUAUUGCGAGUUUUGCAGCUAAUCUGUGCGCAGACGUCUUGUUGUAUCCAAUGGAGACAGUACUGCAUCGCCUUCAUAUCCAAGGGACCCGCACAAUCAUUGACAACACAGACCUGGGCUUUGAGGUGCUUCCCAUUAACACGCAGUAUGAAGGAAUGAGAGACUGCAUUAAUGUGAUCAACCGAGAGGAAGGAUUGUUGGGAUUUUAUAAAGGCUUUGGCGCCAUCGUUGUCCAGUAUUCAUUGCAUGCAACUGUCCUACAAAUCACCAAAAUGAUUUAUUCUGUACUUUUGCAAAAUUCAGCCUGAGAUCAAAAAGGAUAAAGCUCCUGCGGUCAUCCCUGUUGUUGUGAGAGAAGUUUCUUUGUCUUUCUGUGACCCUUUGAUAAAACGAAAUACAUUACAUUGACCUGCCGGACGAAAUAAAGAAAAACUGAAUCUUG
Messenger RNA from Erpetoichthys calabaricus (reedfish), 1537 nucleotides. It is a transcript of the gene slc25a46, whose product is annotated as solute carrier family 25 member 46. The transcript has 8 exons. The record is from RefSeq and is a predicted model, not a curated record. Gene Ontology annotation, cellular component: mitochondrial outer membrane. Lineage: Eukaryota; Metazoa; Chordata; Cladistia; Polypteriformes; Polypteridae. The coding region runs from base 168 to 1403 and encodes 411 amino acids. Gene Ontology annotation, biological process: axon development; mitochondrial fission; mitochondrial membrane fission.